UUUAACUGUAUGUCUUUUUCAUUGUGCAAUUAGUUUUCCUAUUGGAUUGGAAAAAUAUUAAAAUACGAAAAGAAAGAUAAUAUAAACUUAUUCUAUUCAUGGUAUAUCUUUGAGUAAUUAAAAUGUGCUUUUCUUUCUUCUAUAUCAAUUAAUUUAGUAAUUGUGCUUUCGUCAUUCAAAUUACCGAUGGUGAUCAACGAAUACAAGUUGACAAUCACCAAAACAAAGCGACAGCAACAGUAGGCAAUUCAAAUAUUUAAUUUCCAAAAUUAGCUAAGUAGCAAUCAAACCCAGAUAACCAAAUGCCUCCUCACCAAGAACUUGUUUCUCUAACUUUUUCUAAACUCCCAAUUAACCAGAGAAGAUGGACUCCCCUGCUGGUUAUUCCGAUACUAACAUGGAAGGGUUGGGGGGACUUGGGUCUGGUAUUGAAGUGCUCAUCGGCUUUCUUAUGCUGAUUAUAAUUGUAGCACUCACUUCCUACUGCAUCACCCGCAUGCGCCUCUCUCCAAUUCCUCAUCACCACCCAACCAGCUUCUUCACUUCCAACACCAGCCGAGACUCGGUGGUUACCGUCGCCGGAACCGAAGUAGGCCUCGACGAGGCCACUCUCGGGGGCUUCCCAAAGCUUCUUUACUCCCAAACCAUGUAUUGUAGUGGCAAGUCCUCGACCGCUUUGUGCUGCUGCUCUGUUUGUCUGGCUGAUUAUAAAGAAAGCGAUGUGCUCCGUGUCUUGCCAGAUUGCGGCCAUGUUUUCCAUCUCAAUUGUGCCGAUUCAUGGCUUCGGCUUCAUCCUUCUUGUCCCAUUUGUCGUAGCUCGCCGAAUGCUAUGGCUAAUCCUCUAUCUGAUGACGUGGCUGUUCCUGUGCCUGUCCCUUUGUCUUCCCUGGCUAUAGUUUGAUUCAAGCUAUUCUUAUUUUCGUGUAUUUUAACAGUUAAAAAAGAUACAAUUUACAUGACAGGAAGUUCGGGUUUAGAUUGUUUAGGGAGUUUUUGUAUUCUUGUAUGUCACGUAAAAGCACUUUAACUUCUAAUGCAAUUUACUCGAUCUGUGA
Ziziphus jujuba (common jujube) is the source of this 1055-nucleotide messenger RNA. RefSeq names its product putative RING-H2 finger protein ATL71. The record is from RefSeq and is a predicted model, not a curated record. The transcript has a single exon. Bases 365 to 901 code for a protein of 178 amino acids. NCBI's taxonomy places the organism in Eukaryota, Viridiplantae, Streptophyta, Magnoliopsida, Rosales, Rhamnaceae.